Prorocentrum cordatum is the source of this 678-nucleotide messenger RNA. Lineage: Eukaryota; Dinophyceae; Prorocentrales; Prorocentraceae. The record is from the annotation of a GenBank genome assembly.
AUGUCUAUGCAGCGCAUGCUUGCACGUUUAGCUUGCGAAAGAUCUCAGUCCUUCUCGCAAGGCGCUAGUCCUGGCGCAAAGGUUGAGAACAGCGCUGCUUACGAGGCGCUCCGGGCGUUGCUGGAGCGCGCGGAGGCGGCGACGUUGUUGGACCCCGUGGACAGGUUGCUCUACCAGGAGACGCUGAAGUCAUCGGUCAAGAGCCAUGUCGAGGGAGUGAAGGUGUUGCUUGCGCCCUUCUUUCUCUACAACCCGCUGUAUGGCUUCUUGCUGCAGCCCUCCCAGACGCGGGCCGACCAGGGGGCCUGCGGCCUCGGUGGCGACGAGGCCGCCGGCUUCGAGAUCCAGGCGGCGAUGGCGGCCCCGCUGCGGCCAGUGCUGCCCAGGUUCCCGCUGCUUCCAGUCGCGAUGGCUUCCACGCUGGCAUACACUUCUUCCACCGAUCUCGACGCACGGCUCGGGCUCAGCGCCGAAGCGAUGGACAGGGCGGCCGCUCGCGCCGCCGCGGCAUCAGGUGGCGUGGGCGCUCCGGGCAGCGGCCUCGGCUGGAUGCGGGAUGCGUCCUCGCUGGUGGGGAGCGGCCUCGGCUCGUUGGGCAUCGGGAAGGCGUUGGGAGGCAAUUGGACAACAGGCCUUGGCUUCCAAGGCGGUAGCGCAAAGCCACCAGAAGCGGUGUGA